Messenger RNA from Magnolia sinica, 1542 nucleotides. Its product is annotated as gamma-tubulin complex component 2-like. The coding region runs from base 634 to 1542 and encodes 302 amino acids. Gene Ontology annotation, biological process: meiotic cell cycle; microtubule nucleation; cytoplasmic microtubule organization. Lineage: Eukaryota; Viridiplantae; Streptophyta; Magnoliopsida; Magnoliales; Magnoliaceae. The record is from RefSeq and is a predicted model, not a curated record. The transcript has 8 exons. Gene Ontology annotation, molecular function: microtubule minus-end binding; gamma-tubulin binding. Gene Ontology annotation, cellular component: equatorial microtubule organizing center; spindle pole; gamma-tubulin small complex.
UUGAUAUUGACCCACUCUUGAAACCUUCCUAAGGCCAUGUACAUAAAGUCAUAUAGAGGUCUUAUAGCUCAACUAUUGGGAAAAAGAAGCUCAUUAUGAUGUUUCGGAGUUUAUAUUAUUGGAUGCAACAGCAACAUCUGAAAUCACUCAGUGCUCCUUAGUUUCUUCAAAUUACAAAAGUAGCUUGAAGCUCCUUGGAAGCAUGAAAGUACCUCUAAUCAUACUGAGGAAAAGCAUACAUACUGAAUCCCCUUCAACUUGAUGUUGGUUGAUAUGCCUCAGUUAAAUUGAUUUUAAUCUUACGUCAUUCUAUUUUCUGGGCGACUUUCUUAGUGGUAGACUGAUUUAUGCAUAUGAGAUGUGCAAUGCCUCUGAGUUAGCUUUGGACUGUGCUUUCUUUCUACUGAUAUAUUCCUCUAAAAAAACAAGAAAAAAAGUGUGUCAUGAUCAAGGGAGGUGAUUCAAUAAUUGUGUAUGGAAAGAACCAUUGCUUUUGUAAUUGGCCAUGAAUAUUUUUGUCGUAGCAAGGUACUGUGGUAUUUUUGUUAUUGUUCUGUGGUACAUUUUGAAGGGCUUUCCUUGAUGUGAUGCAGUCCCAAUUUAUUCAUUUUUGUAAUAUGUACGAGCUUGUCAAUGUUCAUUUUUGUAAGAGUACAGUCUCUUCUAGACCUUGCUUUGCAGACCACAGCUGCAGUAGUAGAUCCUUGUCACGAGGAACUGACAUGUUGUGUGGAAAGAUCUUCUUUGCUUAAUAGAUUGGGGACUCUCAGUGAUUUGGAAUAUGGGAUGAAAAAUUUACUUUCAACUCCUGAAGUUCAGAAGCCUGUUUCUGAUGGUAAUGAUCAGACAGAGCCAGUAAGUGUCCCUGGCCUAGAAACAUUCUCUCUGAGUUACAAGGUGCAAUGGCCGUUGUCCCUUGUGAUUUCAAGAAAAGCCUUGACCAAGUAUCAGUUGAUUUUUCGAUUCCUAUUUCAUUGUAAACACGUCAACCGCCAACUUUGUGGAGCAUGGCAAGUCCAUCAAGGGGUUCGUGGUUUUAACAAAUUGGGAACAGCCAUCUCCUGCUCUUCAGUGCUUUGCCGUAGCAUGCUUAAAUUUAUUAAUAGCCUUUUACAUUAUUUGACAUUUGAGGUUCUUGAACCCAAUUGGCAUGUGAUGCACAAUAGACUUCUAACUGCAAAGAGCAUAGAUGAGGAGCAUGAGAAGGAAGAAGCCCAGGUGGAGGAGGUGACAGGACAGAUGGAGGGCAGGGCAGGCAAGCCUCUCACUAAGGCUUUUAGACAAGUUGGAAAGAACCCAAGAAAGAACAACACCAAGAAAGCCAAUGAAGUAGAUACUAUUAUUGAAUCUGUUGCAUCAGUUAGUACUAUAGCUGAAACUGGAUAUGUUUCCGAGGGAGAAAAUCCCAAAGGCAGGGGAGCUUCAAAGAAGGCUCUUGCUAGAAAGCAGAAAAUGCCGACUGUUGUUGAUAGUGAAGAGGAAGAUGAUGAAGUGCUCGAGCUGAAAGAACGACUGACAGCGUAUAAGAUUGAUUCUCCUUAA